This is a messenger RNA of Selaginella moellendorffii, 2216 nucleotides long. RefSeq names its product pentatricopeptide repeat-containing protein At3g12770. Gene Ontology annotation, biological process: RNA modification. Lineage: Eukaryota; Viridiplantae; Streptophyta; Lycopodiopsida; Selaginellales; Selaginellaceae. The record is from RefSeq and is a predicted model, not a curated record. Bases 1 to 1617 code for a protein of 538 amino acids. The transcript is spliced from 2 exons. Gene Ontology annotation, molecular function: RNA binding; protein binding.
AUGGUUUCUUCUACCUGGCAAUGGAGGAAAUUUGACGCGUCUCCAUUGCCAUCGCCACCAGUGCCUGGCAUUCCCGCGAUCGCGAGCCUUAUCAAGCACUACUCCUCCAAUCUCGCCGGCCUCCGCCAGGUCCAUUCCCAGAUCAAGCGCAGCGGCAUCGACUCGAGGGAUCGCUACAUCGGCAACCUUCUCAUCGGCGCCUACAGCAGCCAUGGCGACGAGGGCGGCAUCGCGGACGCCAGGGCAGUGCUCGCGAACCUGGCCCGCCCCAAUGUCAAGUCGUGGAACAUCUUGAUCGCGGCGUGCGUGAGGCAAGGGCAAGAGCGCGCGGCGCUGGAGCUCUACGCGGCUAUGAAUUGCGAGGGAAGGACGCGCCCGGACGCGAUCACGAUGGUAAGCAUCCUCAGCGCUUGCUCCAUUCUGGGAGAGCUCGGCGCGGGGAAAGCUCUCCACGAGAGGAUCCUCGCUGGUGGUUUUGAUUCCAACGCGAUCGUUGCCACGGCUGUGGUGACGAUGUAUUUCAAGUGUAGCAGCAUCGAUCGAGCGAGGGAAGCAUUUGACGGGAUGAAGAACAGGACUGUCGUGUCUUGGAACACGAUGAUCACAGCAUAUGCCCACAGAGGGGAUUUUUUCCAGGCAAUGUUUCUCUUUGAGAGCAUGGAUCUGGAGAGGGAUUGCUUCACAUACUCGGCGAUUCUGGGUGCCGCAAAAGAUCUCAAGACCGGAAGGAAAAUCCACCAGAUGAUCUUGGGCUCUGGAAUUCGCUUGGACGUGGCGGCUUUCAACGCUCUCGUGAGCAUGUAUGUGAGAGGUGGAAGCAUGGGCGAAGCGAGAGAGGCUUUCGAGUCCAUGACGAUCAAAGACAUCGUUUCCUGGAACGCUAUGAUCGCUGGUUACGUCCAGUUUGGCUAUGGAGUCCCUGCGAUCGAGCUCUACGAGAGAAUGGUUUCGUCUCCUCAAAAGCCCAACGCGAUCACUUACGCCAGCGUUCUCGCGGCUUGCUCGAUCGCUGGAGAUGCCACCAAAGGGAGAAAAAUCCACAGCAAAGUCGCUGUUUCCGGGGCCUACGAUUCUUCCAUCACCGUCCAAAACGCGCUCGUCAACUUUUAUGCAAAGUGUGGCAGCUUUGGCGAGGCCGAGUCAGUGUUCGGAAGAAUGCGCUUCAGGGACUUGUUCUCGUGGAACUCGAUGCUCGCGGCGUGCUCCAAGCACCAGAAGUGUGAUGCCAUGGAGCUCAUCCUUCGGCAGCAAAUCCUCGAGGGGUUCCAACCAGAUCAAGUGAGCUACACGUGCAUCCUCCACACUUGUUCUCACGUCGGGCUGCUACAGCAAAGCUUGGAACACUUUAGCUCGAUGCUCCAGGAUCACUAUCUUCGGCCAGUUCCGGAGCACUACAGAUGUGUUUUGGAUCUCUUGGGACGAGCGGGGCUGCUUUACGAGGCCGAGGCUUUGAUCCAGAGCAUGCCAUUCCAGCCGGAUGGAGUUGCUUGGAAGUGUUUGCUCUCGGCGUGUAACAAUCACGGAGAUGCCGAUCGAGGAGCCACCAUAGCGAAGCAAGUUCUUCGUUCCGAGUCUGGGAGAUCAGCUUCUUACAUUCUCGUCUCCCAGACCAGGUGAAGAAGGCAAGGCAGUCAGCUCCGGCGCUUAGAGGUAUUUCUCUUGUUAUUUCUACUGAUAGUUUGUGUUGUUUUUCAGGAUAGCGAGAAAAGCCUCAAAUUGUCAUGAAGUUUUCAGGCAUAAGGUCUGCUCCAAUCUUCUAUUGUUCUUGAUUCUCUAUACAUAGAGAAUCAACUGACUAUAUAUAUAUAGUCAGUGUUUGCAGAUAGCUGCGGGAUGAGAUCAAAAUCUCGCAGGAACGAAAGGUACAUUUACAUUUGUAAGCAUUUCUUUUGCGUUUCCUUCCUUUUUGUUUAUUCCAGGUUCUCAUAACAUUGCUGUAGGAGAAACAAGACAGCGGGAUUGUCAUUGUGCUUCAAGUUUUCAAUCACGCGUAAUUUCCUACGUGACACGCCUUAUAACUUCUUAGGACCGGGUUAGUUCGCCACAGUUUUCUUCCUCGGGACUGUUCAUAACCAGGAGGUAAAGUUUUGCUAUUUUUCAAUCCAAGUCCGAAGCUACACUAUAUAUCCGCGUAAAUUUUUACUACUCUAAAUUAUUCAUUUUCAUUUUCUCCGCAAUGUACUGAGAAAGACAUUAUUUUAAAUCUUUUGAAAUAA